Molecule: messenger RNA, 819 nt
Organism: Capsicum annuum
Lineage: Eukaryota; Viridiplantae; Streptophyta; Magnoliopsida; Solanales; Solanaceae
Product: extensin-2-like
Biological process (GO): plant-type cell wall organization
Molecular function (GO): structural constituent of cell wall
Source: RefSeq, a predicted model, not a curated record
CACUACACUUCUCCACCACCGCCGGUUAAGUCACCUCCUCCACCAUACUACUACAGCUCUCCUCCACCACCCAAGAAAUCACCUCCUCCACCAUAUCACUACACUUCUCCACCACCACCAGUUAAGUCACCACCUCCACCAUACUACUAUAGCUCUCCUCCACCACCCAAGAAAUCUCCUCCAUCACCAUAUUACUACACUUCACCACCACCACCAAAGAAAUCAUCUCCUCCUCCAUAUUACUACACUUCCCCACCACCACCUACUCACUAUUAUCCUCCACAUCAUCACUUUGUGGUCAAGGUUGUUGGAAAAGUUUACUGUUUUAGAUGCUAUGAUAAGAAAUACCCACAAAAAUCUCACGCUAAGAAACACCUCAAAGGUGCUGUUGUUGAGGUAACUUGCAAGGCUGGUGACAAGAAAAUAGUGAGUUAUGGUACCACUAAGAACAAUGGCAAAUUCAGAAUCACAGUUGAAGGAUUUGAAUAUCGCAAAUAUGGAGCAAAGACUUGCAAGGCUAAACUCCACAAUGCUCCAAAGGACUCAAAGUGUAGCAUUCCUACAAACCUUCAUUGGGGAAUUAAGGGUGCUGACCUCAAAGUGAAAUCGAAGAAUAGUUAUGAAGUUGUACUCUACGCGAAACCAUUUGCUUAUGGCUCCAAGACACCUUAUGCAGAAUGCCAAAAGCCCAAGCCUACGCCCGCUCCAUACUAUUACAAAUCUCCACCUCCUCCAACCCCGACAUAUGUUUACAAGUCUCCACCCCCGCCUACAUACUAUUACAAAUCACCACCACCACCAACUAAGUCUCCACCAACU